AUGUCGAGCGCGGACGUCUUCGAUUUCAACGCGGACAAGGUGGACGGGCAGAUGGUUGAUUUACUCGAGUUGGUUACCUCUGGCACCCUGAUAAUCUCCUUCGAAGCUCACCCCUUGAUGCAACCGCCCGACACCCAUCCAACGCUCUUCUUCCUCUUCGAUUUUAUCCGCAAUACGCGCAAGGAACUUAAGUCCAUUGAUCUCGACAAACUGCGCGCCGGCGACGCCGAGUCCAAGAAGAAGAUCACCGAUGUCCUGGGCCGGAAUACGUUCACCAAUGAUCUCAUCAACGAUACGUCGGGGAAAUUGGCGUUGUUGACCGGUGGCGAUCCCGGUAGACCGGUGGAUUUUGGGCAGGAUAUUAGGGACAAGGCGAGGGUUCUGAUGGAGCAGUGA
This is a messenger RNA of Talaromyces atroroseus, 396 nucleotides long. RefSeq lists its product as hypothetical. The transcript has 2 exons. NCBI's taxonomy places the organism in Eukaryota, Fungi, Ascomycota, Eurotiomycetes, Eurotiales, Trichocomaceae. The coding region runs from base 1 to 396 and encodes 131 amino acids. The record is from RefSeq and is a predicted model, not a curated record.